CGCUAGGUUUGAAGCGCCAAGCGCUAACUUGCAGGAAGUUAGCGUAAACAAGAGUGACAAACAUUCCCAAGAGAUAAAUAUUCCUUAUCGCGUGAUCCCUGGCUGUGGACUGUGUGUUGGCCCUAUAUGAAAGGGAAGUUGAGUUAUAGGAAUGCGACCUGCCAAAUUGUUUAAGAACCAGGUACCCAUUCACUGUUGAGUGAAUAGAGGCUACAGUUAAGGAUUGGCUCCCAGUCAAUCCUCCCUGGCAAGAAUACGAACCCAGCCCAAAGCGCUCACAAAGCGCCGGGUCUUGGUUCAUCACAGCUGUCAUGAGUGCGACAAAGACGGAUGAAAAAUCAAAAACAGAGAAUCUUAAAAAAGAAAAAGAUAAGACAGAAAAAGAUAAGAAAGAAAAAGAAGAUGCAACAAAAGCCGAGAAAAAAAAGCAACCAACUAAAGUUCAGCUAGAGAAAUGGACCUCUUCUAUAAAUUCUUUAUUAGUGGAUCCUAAUGGUGUGGCAGCAUUUCGAAAUUUUUUGGUGGAAUUAGAAGCAAACGGAGAAGAGGGAGAAUAUACAAAAUAUAUUGACUUCUAUGUUAGGUGUGAGAAGUACAAAGUUAAAUUUAAAGAACUGGAAGACGAAGCAAAAGAAAUUUUUGAGGAAUUUCUUGCGGAUGCUGCUCACCAGCUAAUUCUUUUACAGAUUGGAGCAGAUAAGGAAGUUGCAACUGGUGGUAAGAGUGUAGAAAUUGGGGACAAGUUAGAAGAUGAAGGUCUGGAAGGUGUGACACUUUUUGAUGAACCUAUGUUGAAGGUCAAACAGAAGCUUGCUGAUAAACUGUAUGGAAAUUUCUGUAUAGAUCUUAAAAACAAACUGAAGUUAUAACAGCUUUUGAAUCAUGAAUCAUGACUGGUUUAUGAUGGUAAUUUUGUACACAAAUACUGGGGCUAGAGCUUUCACAAAAGUUUGUUGCAUUAGGUGUAGUUACCUAUUUGUAGAUAAAUAGAGCUAUGCUCAUUGUGUCCCAUUUCUCAGAGUUUAUUCAACCCAUCUGCCAAUACCUAGGGUAUUGGCAGAUGGGUUGAAAUAAUACCACCACCAAAUACCACCAGGUAUUUGUUUGUGUGUAUAAUAUCUCAUCUGUCUUCUGUUCAACAUGAGCCCAUCCAAAAUCUUCAGUCUUUCCUUGUAGCUCUGGAAUCUAUUUUAUUGCAUGUCUUUGUACUUUAUAUACAUAUAUAUAUAUAUAUAUAUAU
This is a messenger RNA of Procambarus clarkii (red swamp crayfish), 1240 nucleotides long. RefSeq names its product regulator of G-protein signaling 10. Lineage: Eukaryota; Metazoa; Arthropoda; Malacostraca; Decapoda; Cambaridae. The record is from RefSeq and is a predicted model, not a curated record.